Messenger RNA from Stegastes partitus (bicolor damselfish), 2028 nucleotides. Its product is annotated as WD repeat-containing protein 5-like. Gene Ontology annotation, molecular function: histone binding. The record is from RefSeq and is a predicted model, not a curated record. Lineage: Eukaryota; Metazoa; Chordata; Actinopteri; Pomacentridae. Gene Ontology annotation, cellular component: Set1C/COMPASS complex. The transcript has 10 exons. The coding region runs from base 316 to 1212 and encodes 298 amino acids.
CAGUAGCAGCUCCGCGCUCUCCAGCACAUUCUGGUUGUAAAGCAGAGCUAGCUGAAGCCCACAGGCUGUUGUCUACCUGCAGAGGUACCGGUCCGCUGCAUCACCGAGCCAGUACCCGCCUAGAGCCGGUCCAGACCUCGUUCAGGUCGUCAACUCGGUCCCGGUUCUGACCCGGAUCCUGCGCCGACCGCAGAGGCUGCAGUUUGCUCGCUGUUAGCAUCGGCAGCUAGCAUUAGCUUCGCUUCAGCAGCAGAGAAUCAAAACAAACAGAAGCUAGGAGAAGCUAACGGCGGCUAGCAGCCCGAGAGCAGCAACAUGGCGACUGAGGAGAAGAAACCAGAGACGGAAGGCAGCAAACAGCCUUCAUCCUCCUCUGGCUCCGGCAGCAAGUCGAAUCCAGCGAAGCCAAACUACACAGUGAAGUUCACGUUGGCUGGACACACGAAGGCAGUUUCUUCUGUCAAGUUCAGUCCUAAUGGAGAAUGGCUGGCCAGCUCCUCGGCUGAUAAGCUGAUAAAGAUCUGGGGAGCGUACGACGGAAAGUUUGAGAAAUCCAUCGUAGGACACAAACUGGGGAUCUCUGAUGUCUCCUGGUCUUCGGACUCCAACCUGCUGGUUUCGGCCUCUGAUGACAAAACGCUGAAGAUUUGGGACAACAGCUCUGGAAAGUGUCUGAAGACUCUGAAGGGGCACAGUAACUACGUCUUCUGCUGCAACUUCAACCCUCAGUCCAACCUGGUGGUGUCUGGAUCGUUUGACGAGAGUGUUCGUAUCUGGGACGUGAAGACGGGGAAAUGUCUGAAGACGCUGCCGGCUCACUCGGAUCCAGUCUCUGCUUUACUGUGGCACUGUGCUAACGUUGCUAAUAGGCUUCAGGUGAUCCUUUUAAUGAUUGUGUUUUCUCUGGUUUACAGCACAUUAAAGCUGUGGGACUACAGUAAAGGAAAGUGUCUGAAGACCUACACCGGCCAUAAGAAUGAGAAAUAUUGCAUCUUCGCCAACUUCUCUGUCACAGGAGGGAAGUGGAUCGUGUCAGGUUCUGAGGACAGCAUGGUUUACAUCUGGAACCUGCAGACCAAAGAGAUCGUCCAGAAACUACAAGGACACACAGACGUUGUGAUCUCGACCGCCUGCCAUCCGACAGAAAACUUAAUCGCUUCAGCUGCUCUGGAAAACGACAAAACCAUCAAACUGUGGAAGAGCGACUGUUAGAGUGAAGGAGGACUGCAGGUCCAGAACCAGAACCAGACUGGACUGGUUUGACUUGGUAACACAGAAAACACCCAGAGACACGAUGGGACCAGGCGUCAGUGUGACCCAGAGUCAGAAAACCAUCCAUCAGCUGAAAACACCAAACCAGAACCGCUGGACUUCUGCUGGAACCACCAACAGAACUUUGACUUAAAGGUCCAGUUCACUGUUGAAACACCGGCGUGACCCGCUUUUAUACAGAAACAGGCUUUAAGUGUUCAGAAGAACCUCCGUCUUUUCCUCGUGUUCGUCUUAAACUUCUGAGGCUCAAUCGGAUUAAAAGCCGUCGUGUGGUUCAGGAGAAAAUCAUUUCUGGUCCUGACCCACUUGAUUCAUAAAAUAGACAAAGUGGAGAUUUUUUUCAGUUGCACAUCUGACUGUUGAUAAUCAGUUUGAUUAAACUUAUUGAUGAGUUCACCGAUUGUAGUAAUAAUCACUGCUGACUGAGCUGACGUGAUCGAUCAGUUUAUUGAUGAAGCAUCAGUCUCCAAACUCCUCUGUCCUGGUCGGAGCGUUUUCUUUGCCUGAACUCAAAGUGUUUCAAUGUUUUAUAGACAAACAAUCGAGAAUUAAUUCUGAAGAAUCAAUAAUGAAACCUGAAAUCAUAGUUUGUGUUAAACACUGAUCGAGUUGCUUCGUCUCCUGGACGCCGUCUCUGACGUCUUCAGGGACUUUUCUCUCCUUUAAAGACAGUUUUUGUGACUGAGCAGCUCCAGAACCAGGAUCCGGUCCAUGUGGACAAUCAGCAGCACUGUUCCUUUUAAAAAAAAAAAAAAA